UCUGACUCAGGCAGAAGUUCCAAGGCAGUGAGGAAGUCAUUUCAUUGGCACUUGAGUCGCAAAGAAGUCAAGAUGGCUGAAGUUCCAAACCUGUUUGAAGACCUGAAGAGCUGUUACAGUGAAAAUGAAGAAUAUGCUUCUGCCAUUGACCGUUUCUCUCUGAAUCAGAAAUCCUUCUAUGAUACAAGCUAUGGACCACUUGAUGAAAACUGCAUGAAUAAAUCUGUGUCUCUGAGUACCCUUCAAACCUCUGAAGUAUCUGAGCUUUCCUUCAAGGAGAACUUGGUGGUGGUAUCAACAUCAGCCCACAGGAAGGUUCUGAAGAAGAGACGGCUGAGUUUAAACCAAACCAUCACUAAUGAAGACCUGGAAGCCAUCAUCAAUGGUCCAGAAGAAGAAAUCAUCAAGCCGCGGUCAGCACCUCACAUCUUCCAAAGCAAUGUGAAAUACAAAUACAUGAGGAUUCUCAGGAAGGAAUUCGUCCUAAAUGAUUCCAUUCAUCAAAGUGUAACUCUAGAUGCAACAGGUCAAUACCUCAAGGCUGUUGCCUUAACUGACCUGAGCCAUGAAGUGAAAUUUGACAUGGGUGGCUACAUAUCAGCAACAGAUGACAAUACAAAUCCUGUGACUUUAAGAAUCUCAAAAACCCGACUGUUUGUGAGUGCCCAGGAAGAAGACCAGCCGGUGUUGCUAAAGGAGAUGCCUGAGACACCAAAAAUCAUCACAGGUAACGAGCUCAACCUGCUCUUCCUCUGGGAAAAUGAAAGAGGUCAUAACUUCUUCAGGUCGGCUGCCAAUUCAGAGCUGCUCAUUGCCACAAAGGAAGACAGUCUAGUGCACAUGGCCAGGGGAUCAUCCUCCAUGACAGACUUUCAAAUAUCCUAAAACCAGCCAUGGCUCUGGAUGUACCAUAUUAGUCUGUAUGUACCAUGUACAUGAAGAAGUCAAACUCGUUACUCUUACUCAUUUGCUGAGCAUGUGCUGAGCCUUUGUAAUUCUAAAUGAAUGUUUACCCUCUUUGUAAGAGAAGGGAAUAUCUAAUAGAACCAACAUUAACAUAUAAUGCUAUUUGUUAUUUAAAGAACACCCUAUACUUUGCACAGUACCAAUCAUUUUAAUUAUCAUUCUUCAUAACAUUCAUAGGAGGACCAGGGCUACUGACUGCAGUGUCAAAAAGACUCUACUCUUAUUACAGACAGGUUGGCCAAGGCAUAAGAAAACUAAAAUAUAUACAAAUAGCAGUUGGAAUGAGAAGCCAUAGGCCUAGGAUUUUACUCCAACUUUGUGCCUUUGCUUCUAAAUUACUGACAGACUUUUUAUCAUUUUCAAAAUGGAGAAAAUGAUACCUAUAUCAUUCUCAGUGUUUUUUUAUAUCAAAAGGUAAGGUCAUUUUAGUCAAAUAACUCUUGAAGCUGACCCUCAAGAAGACAGACACAUGUUAUUUUUAAGUUAUUUAUAUUGUAUUUAUUAACAUAUUUAAGAUAAUUAUAUUAUUAUAUUUAUGGAAGCUCUUUGCAUCCUCUAUGUGUGACCAGACAUGCUCAACAACAGUAAAGUUUCUAGUCUAAUUGAAUUAGAUGGAGUACAACAUAGCACUUAUGUCUAAAUAGUGCUUUCUCCAUAGUCAUGAAAUUCUGCAUUCUAGUACUUAAGAGCCCUAUAACCAUGACAAUAAAUUUAUAUUAAUUAUUUUGUUUGUUUGAGAUGAUAAUUGAACCAAUAUUUCAUUCUUGCCUUGGUAUUCUUAUGUUGUUCAACUUCUUAUAUAAUUAAAUCCAACUAACUAAAAUGGGAGGAGUUUAACUUUGGCAAU
Molecule: messenger RNA, 1813 nt
Organism: Fukomys damarensis (Damara mole-rat)
Lineage: Eukaryota; Metazoa; Chordata; Mammalia; Rodentia; Bathyergidae
Gene: Il1a
Product: interleukin 1 alpha
Exons: 7
Coding region: 73-885 (270 amino acids)
Biological process (GO): cytokine-mediated signaling pathway; positive regulation of gene expression; cellular response to lipopolysaccharide
Cellular component (GO): extracellular region
Molecular function (GO): interleukin-1 receptor binding; cytokine activity
Source: RefSeq, a predicted model, not a curated record